Caenorhabditis remanei is the source of this 246-nucleotide messenger RNA. RefSeq lists its product as uncharacterized. NCBI's taxonomy places the organism in Eukaryota, Metazoa, Nematoda, Chromadorea, Rhabditida, Rhabditidae. The record is from RefSeq and is a predicted model, not a curated record. The transcript is spliced from 4 exons. The coding region runs from base 1 to 246 and encodes 81 amino acids.
AUGAACCAAACUGUCGGGUUCCUGCUAUUAACUGUGAUUGCUUGUACUGUAAUUCCAAAGGCAGAGGCGCAAUAUUAUAAUCUUUACUACCCCUACUACUCAUAUUAUCCAUACUCGUACUACUACUAUUACCCUUCAUACUACGUGCUUGGAAAACGAUCGACCGACAACCGAAUGGAUCACAAACAGGUUGUGGGUGAUCAAAUGAAGAGAAUGACACGUGGAACUCAUCAGAAACCGAAUUGA